AAUGGCGGAUAAGCGUCGUCAGCAGUUCUCUUAAAGAAACCGAGUGUAUUAAAAAUUAAAGUUAUAUUUUAAACAUGCUUUAUAUGCAUUAGAUACUAACUGUGAUUGAGCAGCGUAUUAAGUAAAUAAAUUUUACUGUGUGUAUAAUGUUAACUUUAAAAAUAUAAAUUUAAUUUAUGCCACUUUUAUGACUAUAAAUCAAUAUCAUCGUAAUAUCGAUAUUUGCCAGAGUUUCCGUUUUAUAGAAAGGAAACUGUGAUCAUCAUGUGGAAGAUAAUAAUAUUGUGCACAAUGAGCCUGGUGACCGCCGACCAGGCUACUUUUCACAAUUACAAGGUUUUCAAAAUUGCCACGACUACAAAGAAGCAAGCUGAAUUGCUCAACCAGUUGACAGACAAACCAGAUGGAUUUUCCUUCUGGAAGGAUCCGUUCGUAAAUAAAGUAGCGGAACUUAUGGUAGCUCCGCAUAAGCUGUCCGAAUUUCACGAAAUAAUGACGCAGAUUCAAGCACUCUAUGAAAUUUAUAUUGAGAAUGUUCAGGAAUUAAUCAAUCGAACAAUGUCCACAUGUGCAUCGAGAUUUGAUUUUAAAAGCUAUCAUACUCUCGAUACAAUUCACAAAAAGAUGGAUGACUUGGAAAAGAAGCAUCCUGAUAAAGUACAAACUGUCGUGGGCGGUAAGUCGUACGAGGGACGUCCGAUCAAAGGCGUCAAGGUUUCCUUUAAACCCAACAAUCCUGGAAUCUUUAUCGAGGGUGGCAUUCAUGCCAGGGAAUGGAUCUCGCCGGCAACUGUCAUGUACAUCCUUCAUCAAUUGCUGACAAGCAACAAUCCGGAGGUCAGAGCUCUGGCUGAGAGCCACGAUUGGUAUAUCUUCCCAUCGUUCAAUCCUGAUGGAUACGUGUACACGCACACCACGAACCGAUUAUGGAGAAAGACACGUAAGCGGUACACGAAUAAGUGUUAUGGCAGCGACCCUAACAGAAAUUGGGCUUACCAAUGGAAUACUGGCGGCUCUAGCAAUUCUCCUUGUUCCGAUAUUUAUGCUGGAGAUGCGCCGUUUUCCGAAAUAGAAACGAAAAGCAUGUCUCAAUAUAUCAGAUCCAUUUCUGACAAAUUCUACGCAUAUAUCUCAUUUCACAGUUAUUCUCAAUAUUUGAUGUUUCCUUAUGGCCACACAAAGGAUCAUCUUGAGAAUUAUCAAGAUUUGUAUGCCAUUGCCUCGAAAUCAAUUGCAGCUCUCAAUAAAAGAUAUGGAACUGAAUAUUAUACUGGAAAUACUGCCGAAAUGGUUGGCAUAGCUAGUGGAGGUUCUGUGGAUUAUGUCAAAGGCAUUUUUCAUAUACCCAUUGUCUAUGUUUACGAAUUGCGCGAUCGCGGUCGUUACGGUUUCUUAUUGCCUUCCGAUCAGAUUAUCCCGACUGGAGAAGAAACUUUAGAUUCUCUUGUAGCUAUGUUUAAAGCGGCAAAGGCACUUGGGUAUCCCAAAAAUAAUUCAAGUAGAUUGAAUUUCUAAAUUCAAUAAAAUUCGUUUAAAAUUUUGAAAUCACAGCGUCUAGCGGUUGUAAUGACAAAAGUUAAACAUAUUCAAUUUUUUUGAGCGAAUAGUUGACCGAUUUAGUAGUAGUGCCAAAGAAGCUUCGUGUCAAGAUGACAGCAUCAAAAAAGCUCCGGUGGAAAAUAAAUCAGCGGGCGACUAGCGAAUAAUUCAGCGUACUGCUCAUGCGCAACGGAGCGACUUUUAUUUGUUUUGAGUAAGCUUCUCAAUUUGCUAGUAAAAACUUUUUCUAAUCGCUCGACUACUGUUUGUUAGCGUCUCAAAUUUUGAAAUCGCGUCUAGCAUCUAAUGAAGAAAGCCAGAUUUAGAAAGAGCAAGAAGAAUAAAAGAAGAAUAAAAGAAGCCAGUAACUAGCGUCAAAAAAUGCUAUUGUCAUGUUUAUCUUUUUGUCACAGCGACUACUAGUCUCUGCGAUUUCAACAUUUUAAACGCUAGUGAAUAGAAAACGAGCGACUGGAAGAAAUUUUUAUCAGAGAGUUUGCUAACGAAUUAAGAAACUUGCUCAAAACGCACUAAAAGUCACUCCGUGUAACCAGCUUUAAAAACAGAUAAUGUAAGGCGCAAAUAAACAUAAUAUAUAAUCAUUGGAUUUUAAAACAAUAGGAUGUGAAAACUAUAAAAUUAAACAUAGAU
Wasmannia auropunctata (little fire ant) is the source of this 2190-nucleotide messenger RNA. Its product is annotated as zinc carboxypeptidase-like. Gene Ontology annotation, molecular function: zinc ion binding; metallocarboxypeptidase activity. Lineage: Eukaryota; Metazoa; Arthropoda; Insecta; Hymenoptera; Formicidae. The record is from RefSeq and is a predicted model, not a curated record. The coding region runs from base 265 to 1515 and encodes 416 amino acids. The transcript is spliced from 7 exons. Gene Ontology annotation, biological process: proteolysis.